Ctenocephalides felis (cat flea) is the source of this 1190-nucleotide messenger RNA. RefSeq lists its product as uncharacterized. Bases 280 to 1149 code for a protein of 289 amino acids. Gene Ontology annotation, cellular component: membrane. The transcript has 6 exons. Lineage: Eukaryota; Metazoa; Arthropoda; Insecta; Siphonaptera; Pulicidae. The record is from RefSeq and is a predicted model, not a curated record.
UACCAUUGCCGUUGCAUUGCUUUCCAAGAACGCCACCUGUUAGACGUAAUACUCCCGUCGGCUCAUUCGGUGUUCGAACAGCGCAGCUCCAACAAGUGUUUGUCAGUGUUUCUUGGUCGCUAGAAGAAGGUAAACGGGUGCCUCAGGUGUGCUUUAGAUACAACGCUGUGAAUUACAAAGACAUUCAAGUGAAUUUAUUCAAGUGCUGUGAUAUUAUAUUAAGUGUUUUUAAUAUUUUAAUAUAGUGAAAUUAAGUGGCCAAACGUCUUUUCUUACGAAAUGCCUUGUUCUGCGGUUACUUUGUCUUUAGCUACGAUAUGUGCUGUUGUUGCCGUUGCUUUGAUGGCAAUUGCCUUUUCUACGGACAAUUGGCUGUAUUUUGAAGUCAAGAGAGCUAAUAUUCAGUCUCUGGCCGCUUCACAUCCUGAUUCUGGUACGAUAUUGGAGAAUCUCAAUACAAAAUACUACUACUACACGCGCACAAAGGGAUUGUUCCGGAUAUGUUAUCCUAAGGAACGUCCUCCCACAGUCGAGACCUACUUGUCACCUGUGGAGACACACUGUAACAAUGUAGAUUACUUCAUUCCCGAUUCGAGAGACGCAACACGUGGAUUCUCAGAAGAUGCCAUGGCUCGUUUGCACAUGGGCAGAGCUACAGUCGCUUUGUUCAUUGUGGCAUUUGCUUCAGUAUUUGCUGCCUUCUGGACUGGAGUUGCUGGAUGCUGGAGAAGAAGUCCUGGAAACAUCACGGCCACCGCCAUUCUUAUGCUUUUUGCUUGCUUAUUGUCUGCCGGAGCUAUGGGACUGUGGCACGGAGUUGAAUAUUACGAAAAAGAAAAAAUCGUCGGAGAAGAAUACUACCAACAAUGGAGCAAUAUUUUACGCGCUAACACGAGAGUAACAUAUGACUGGUCAUAUGUGGUUGCUUGGAUCGGAGUUGGAAGUUCAUUAGUAUCAGCUGUGCUCCUGUCGGGGGCAGCUGUUUGCCUUCGCGGCGAACGUGAAAGGGAAGAGGCUUUGAAUCUGCAAUACUUGAUGCCUGUAUAUCCACAAAAACAAGGACAGUACGCGUAUGCAAGUUAUCCAGCGCCUCAAGCUUAUCCUGGGCCUUAUUUUCAUAGUUCUCAGUACGGCCCUUACAAUUAUUAGAAUAAUCCUAUUAUUCGAAAGAAUAAUCUUGAAACAUAAUU